AUGUCCGUCUUCAUCGCGUACGAUACUCCCUCGGCGGCUUCGGCUGCAAAGAAAUCCAAGCAGAGCAACAAGGUCUUAUUCGUGGACUGCAAUGAGGGAGGAAAGCCUUCUGAGCAAAGCAAGGCACGUUUGAAUCGCCAUGCGGCCCUCAAAUCAUCCGCAAAUACCAAGAGGAAUCGAUCGGCGGCCUUGCAUGAUGAUAGUAAUCAGUAUAAGGCCACCAGCGGCAGCAUUGAACCAUCUACGCUCAAGUUUCGAGUGAAGGAGCAACAGCCUUCAUCGUCAUGCCAAGGCCAAGAGAAGCAGAAGCUUGAAAAGGGAGCGAAAGCGCUCAAAUGGCGAGACGUCGACACCACUAUUGCGAAAAGGCUUCCAUCCGAUCCACGCUCCGUGCGGCUCAUUACGAACACUCCCUAUGGAGCGUUUCGAUCACCUUCGCCCAAUGUCGACGACAAGCUGGUCACAGAGAUCAUCAACUGGUUCUUCCUGGGCAAAGAAGAGGCUACUUCACGUGGGACACUCCAAAUUGCUGCUGAUCAUUGGAUGAAGCAGCUAUGGGAUUGGGCGGUGAAACAUGAAGUACUAUUCGAAGGCGUGGUCUUGAACGUAAUGAAGAAACGAAUUGAAAUCGCCGGAGACAACACCAAGCAUCAGGGAGAAUACCUUCGACAAAAAGGCCAAAUCAUCCGGAGACUUCGACGAACUGUUGAGAAUGAAGGCCCUGAGCUCGACUCUCCGACCAUAUUCGUCAUAGCCAACAUGGCCAUCCAUGCGUUCCAGGACGGUGAUGCUCGAGCCGCACGACUGCAUCUUGAAGCACUAGAGGCCAUCAAGGCUCCUGAAAGAAUUCCACCAUACGAAUGGGUGGGUGUGUGGCUUGUUGACUUCCGGCUGGCGUUGAUUCUGGGGUGCAAACCGGCCAUGUCCUAUUAUCUUCCGUACGACCGCGACAACUUGGUCCCGGACAUAGAUCAAGAUGCACUUAAAGAGCGCAUCUCCGACUCCAUGGAUCAUCUUCCGGAGUCCUCGACAUACGACAAGGGAAUGCAUAGCCUCGUCCGGCAGAUGUGGCAAUUCUACCUGGCAUGGCCGAGCCUAGCUGCUUUCCCAACUGAGCCACUCGGCAUUAUAUACAACCUGGAGUUCACCCUACGCACCUUCCACGCGGAUCUGCUGAUGGAUCAUGGCGAAUGCGAGCCCUCUGCUACAGUGCGAAGAUCUCUCGAACUGGCGCUGUACGGAAUACAGUCCCAUCUCUGGAUCGUGGCGAGACAUUGGGAGCCGCUCAGUUGGGGCGUACGAAUGCUUUGCCUUAGGAAAGCUCUUUCUAUACUCACAACUACACCGGAUUUCGUGAAAAAUUGGAUAGACGAUAGUGGUGGAUCACCGUCAUCGCUCAUAUGGAUACUGUCAACGCUGACGGUCUUUUCCAUGGACGAAGGUGAAGGUCGAGCUCCGAUACCGGUACUGUCAAGAGCAGCCAAACUUCUCGGUAUCUCUUCUCUGCAUGAAUUUCUGAUAGAGAUGAAACGGUGGCCCUGGCUGAAGAAUUGGCAUGCUGUCCACUUCCCUCUUGUGUGGGAGCAGAUCGAGGAGUAUAGAGCUGCUACCGUCGACCAUGAACCAAGCAGCGCCCUCUGGCAGACCCACCGUAUCUCGAAACCUAAGCCACGGAAGCUGUUUGUUGGCGCAGUGGAGUUCUACGAUAUCUGA
Molecule: messenger RNA, 1713 nt
Organism: Zasmidium cellare ATCC 36951
Lineage: Eukaryota; Fungi; Ascomycota; Dothideomycetes; Mycosphaerellales; Mycosphaerellaceae
Exons: 2
Coding region: 1-1713 (570 amino acids)
Source: RefSeq, a predicted model, not a curated record